Molecule: messenger RNA, 2689 nt
Organism: Sarcophilus harrisii (Tasmanian devil)
Lineage: Eukaryota; Metazoa; Chordata; Mammalia; Dasyuromorphia; Dasyuridae
Product: vomeronasal type-2 receptor 26-like
Exons: 5
Coding region: 16-2139 (707 amino acids)
Biological process (GO): G protein-coupled receptor signaling pathway
Cellular component (GO): membrane
Molecular function (GO): G protein-coupled receptor activity
Source: RefSeq, a predicted model, not a curated record
UACCAGCAAGUCAUCAUGCCUAUGUUCACUCUACCGGAGAUUAAUAGGAAUCCCAUUCUGUUGCCCAACAUUUCCCUGGGAUACCAUAUAUACAGCUCCUAUUCCAGUGAAGAAAGAACCUUGGAGAGCUACCUGUGGUGGCUGUCUGGAACAGACCAGCUCAUCCCUAAUUACAAUUGCAGAGAGCGAGGAAAGGUUGUGGCUGUCAUUGGAGGAGCCACAUCAGCUCUCUCUGUUCAGAUGGGGAGCCUGCUUGACCUCUACCAUUUACCCCAGAUUACUUAUGGCCCAUUUGAUCCCGGUCUCACUGACAAAGUCCAGUUUCCUUCCCUCUAUCAGAUGGCCCCCAAAUCCUCUUCUCUUCACCGAGGUAUUGUCCGCUUAUUGUUAUAUUUUCAAUGGAACUGGAUAGGUCUGAUUGUCUUAGAUGAUAGCAGAGGUGAAGAAUUCCUCAGGGAAAUGAGAGAGGAAAUGAAAAAGAAUACAGUUUGUUUGUCCUUCACAGAGAAGAUUCCUCUGAGCCCCGCAAAAAUUAGAGAGACGUCUGAAGUCUUCAAGUCCAGGAUCCUUAUUUCAGAAGUCAAAGUCAUUGUCAUUCAUCCUGACACAGAUUCAUUAACAUUUGUGGAAAUCCCACCAAAAUUUUUAUUCCCAACCAAGAAGGUGUGGAUUGCCACAUCUCAUUCAGACGCUACAACAAGAGCCUUGUAUCAUUAUGGUUUCACUUUCCCUACUACUCUCUUCUUUUCACACUUGAUCACUCCAGUACCUGGGUUUGAGAGUUUUAUCAGAAGCCUUAUAUCUCCUUUAACCAUGAGGGAUGUUCUUCUUAAAGCACAUAGGCCAUCACCUCUGAAAUGCUCAGAUCAACCAGAUAUCCCAGAGCAAGAUUUAUAUUUACCAAAUGCCUCCAUGAAAUAUUUACCUUUUUACCCUGUGGACAUGACAACAUCCGCCUUGAGUUACAACAUCUACAAUGCUUUCUAUGCUGUGGCGUGGGCUCUCCAUGAAACACUGAUGAAAAGAUCCGAGAAAAGAUCCUUGGGAAAUGAGGAAUCUGUAUUGCCUCAUCCAUGGCAGGUUCCCUCUGCCAUAUGUAGUGCCAGUUGUCCUGCUGGAUCCAGGAAGUUGCCUUUGGAGGGGAAGCCUCCUUGUUGCUUCAGUUGCUCCCCAUGCUCAGAAGGAGAAAUCUCCAGUCAUAAGGCCAACAAUGCCGAGCAGUGUAAGAAGUGCCCAGAGAAUGAAUUUCCCAAUGAGCAAAGAGAUCGCUGCCUCCCCAAAUCUGUGACCUUCCUGGAUGUGAAUGAACCUUGGGGGACGGCAGUGACAGCUGUAGCGGUUUCCCUCUCAUUCCUCUCGGCCCUGGUGCUGUGGGUCUUUGUGAAGUUCCAAGACACUCCCAUAGUCCAAGCCAAUAACAGGAACCUCAGCUACCUGCUCCUCAUCUCCCUCUCCUGCUGCUUCCUCUGCUCCUUGCUCUUUGUGGGCCGUCCCACCCCUGCUUCCUGCCUUCUCCGACAAACAGUGUUUGCAGUUGUGUUCACAGUGGCCGUUUCCUCCAUUUUGGCCAAAACCAUCAUCGUGGUUCUGGCUUUCAGGGUUACAGGGCCAGGGAGCAGGAUGCGGAUGUUCCUUCAUCCUAGAGUGCCCUACUGUGUGGUUCUCAUCUGCUCUGGAAUUCAAGUGCUUUUCUGUGCCAUCUGGUUGGGGACCCAUCCCCCAUUUCCAGAGGCAGACACAAGCUCUGAAUCCAGGCACAUCAUCCUCACAUGUAACGAGGGCUCCGCCUUUGCAUUUUACUGUGUCCUGGGCUACAUGGGCUUUCUGGCCCUGGGCAGCUUCACCAUAGCCUUCCUGGCCAGGAACCUGCCCGAUGCCUUCAACGAAUCCAAGUUCAUCACAUUCAGCAUGCUGGUGUUUUGCAGUGUCUGGGUCUCUUUCCUCCCCACAUAUCAGAGCUCCAAAGGGAAAGCCGUGAUGAUCGUGGAGAUCUUCUCCAUCUUGGCCUCCAGCGCCGGGUUACUGGGCUGCAUUUUUAUUCCCAAAUGUCUUGUGAUUCUCCUGACAUCGUGGGAAAAUAACACAAAACACAACAAGAAUCAAAGGAGUUCCAGGAACAAGAAUUCUUCUUUUUUUUAAAUUUGAUAUCUUUAUUUUCCCCUGUUUCAUGUAAAACAGUUUUAACUUUUUUUAAAGCUUUGACUUCCACAUUCUCUCCCUUCUUUCCCAACACCAGAACCACUGAGAUACCACACGUGCAGUUACACAAAAUAUUUAUAGAAAUGACUUGUUGAGAAAUAUAUGUGUUUCAUUCCUUGGGUUAAUAAAAAGAAUCCUUAAAAAUAAAAUUUUUACAAACUGUGUAACAUCAACAGUUUCAUCAUAAAGACUUUCAGAGCAGUUUUGGGUCAUUUUGUUGUUGAAAAAGCAAAGUUAUUCACAGGUGACCAAUCCACUCUAUUGCUUGAUUUUGUACACAUUACAUUUCAAUUUUCAUAUGUUCAUGUAUAUCUUUCCAGAUUUUUCCGGUCAUCAUAGUUAGAGAAUCAUCAAAGUAUUCCAUCAUAAUACCACAUAAUACCACAAUUUCUUCCGCCAUUCUUCAUUUCAUGAGAAUUCCCUCGAUUUCCAAUUCUUUCCCCAAGAACAGAGGUGACAUCAAUAUUUUUGUACGUAUAUUUCCUUUUCC